Messenger RNA from Rhizoctonia solani, 2580 nucleotides. Its product is annotated as AAA family ATPase. Bases 1 to 2580 code for a protein of 859 amino acids. Gene Ontology annotation, molecular function: ATP binding; histone binding; ATP hydrolysis activity. Lineage: Eukaryota; Fungi; Basidiomycota; Agaricomycetes; Cantharellales; Ceratobasidiaceae. The transcript is spliced from 13 exons. Gene Ontology annotation, cellular component: nucleus. Gene Ontology annotation, biological process: positive regulation of transcription by RNA polymerase II. The record is from RefSeq and is a predicted model, not a curated record.
AUGAGCGACUCUGUCGACAACCACCAAAACGGCAAGCGACUGACAGUUGGGCUGGGCAGCAUGGUCGUUCUCCCUGAUGGCGAGCGCCGGAUGACGCGAGGGGCAGCACGAAGAACGUCUGGGUCGGACUAUGGCCUGGAAGCCACGAACAACACGGCCUCUGUGUCACCCCCAGCAACCCGACGGAACACGCGUGGGACCCGCACACCCGAGGCCAAGCUCACCCGGACGACGAGGACGAUGACGAGGAAGGAGAGCAUACGCCGCAUAACCAGAAGUGGCCGCGCUGUCAAGGCUGUGUCCUACCUGGACCCCAGUUCGGACCAGUCAGACGACCCCCAUCCACCCCGCACCCGUACCCGACGCUCCCAUCUCCCCAAUGAUUUUAUCACCGCCGACGAUGACGAAGAAGAGCUUGGCGAAGAAGACUACGGCGCUCGUCGCCUCCGACCCCGUCCCAAGCCCCAAAAGCCACGCAGACCACCACCUCCCCAGCCCAGCAUUCGCGCGAAAUGCGGCCCAGGCCUCCUCGCCAGACCCGUAACUCGGCCCCAUGACGACGACGACAUGGACCUCGACAUCGACGCAGAGGGCGAGGACGAGGAGGAAGAGGAAGAACAUGAAGGAGAGGAUGACUCCAAGCCUCGUGGAUACAGCCUUCGUCAGCGCAGACAAGUCAACUAUACCAUUCCCCAGCUACUCGACGUCGCCGACAAUGUCCGCAGUCAAGGUGUUAAACCAAAGGGAAAAGCUCCAGCUCGUCGCCCCCCUCCACGCAAGAACAACUUUGGCUUCUCCAGGAAUGGCACAGAACUCAGCAAACUGCUGGGAAUACCUUUGCCUGGUGUCCCAGGCUUUGACUCGGACUCGGACAAUCCUCCUACCUCGCCACACAAACUCUUUGCGAAUACUGCUGCUGGCGGUACUGGCGGUCUUCUUCCGGGUGGCGCUGGCAUGGUUGCUGGCGAUCUAGGUGGCAGCGGCGGACCAUCCAAUCUAGGCAAGUUCAACGCUGACUCGGACAUCAAUUCUCUUAAAGAGAUGAUUCAACUCCCUCUUCUCUAUCCUGAAAUCUUCCAACAAUUCAACAUUAUCCCACCUCGCGGCGUACUUUUCCACGGUCCCCCUGGUACCGGUAAAACUCUAGUCGCACGAGCCCUUGCUGCCAGCUCCAAGGCAGAUGGUAAAAGCAUAUCCUUUUUCAUGCGUAAGGGCGCCGAUUGUCUGUCGAAAUGGGUCGGUGAAGCAGAACGCCAGCUCCGGCUCUUGUUCGACGAAGCUCGCGCCUGCCAGCCCUCUAUCAUCUUUUUUGACGAGAUCGACGGUCUUGCACCCGUCCGAUCGUCAAAACAGGACCAGAUUCAUGCUAGCAUUGUGUCUACCCUUCUUGCGCUAAUGGACGGAAUGGACGGCCGCGGCCAGGUUGUUGUCAUCGGCGCGACUAAUCGGCCCGACGCGGUAGAUCCUGCACUCCGCAGACCCGGUCGAUUCGAUCGGGAAUUCUACUUUGGUCUUCCCAACCUCGACGCACGUAAGCGUAUCCUAGAAAUCAACACAAACGGUUGGAAGGGAUGGAUGCGACUGGCCGAAGUUACCAAGGGCUAUGGUGGUGCUGACUUGAGGAUUUACAAAUCAAGCGAACGCCUACUCGUCGAUCCAAAGACGAUCGAGGUCCAGCCCAGGGACUUUAUGGUCUCAGUGAAAAAAUUAAUUCCGUCCAGCGCACGCUCUACGUCGUCCCACGCUUCGCCGCUUCCUCAACACCUCCGACCGCUGCUCCAGCCAGCACUUGAUACAGUGGUAGCGACCCUCGAAAAAUCCCUGCCCAACUCGAAGAAGCGUAAUACGCUCGAAGAGGCCGAGUGGGAGUACGAUGACGCUGAUGGAGGAUGGGAGAGGGAAAUGAUCCCAAGCGCUCGAGACGAUGCGUGUGCACCGACCCAGGAUUUUGUUACAUGGUCCGUCAGGGAUGGGCCAUUCUCAGGUUGGGGCAGCUGUGUUGCAUUUCCUGGAGGGCUUUCAUGUGCAGAGUAUGGACUGGCUACGCUUGUCGGCGAUUCAACCAGGACCAUUGAAGCAGGAAUUGUUCAGCUGUUUGUCGAGGCCAAGCGACACAAGCCCGCUGUCAUUUACAUCCGUCACUCCUCGGCUGGUGCCAUGCUUAUUGCGUCGACCGAUCCUAUCCUUGUGCUCGCUAUCUGUGAUGGAGACCUGGCCGCUCUCCUCGGACGUGCGGGACUGGUUCGGCUUUUCUCGCGACAGUUAUGUGCAGAUCCUGUCUCCAACGGACCAACAGCGCUAUGCCUUUUUGCCGAGUUACUCGACACUGCUCGCAAGCCGCCCAACAUGUUCCCCGAUGCUGUCAAGCGCAAGAAACGUGUGCUGGUCUUGCCCGUAGCUCCACCACUGCCACCGCGCGAACCCAAGGCCGAGAUUGCAGCUCAAACAGAGGCCGACAUGCGGACGUUGGAGCAGGUCACGUAUCGCCUUGGACCCGUGCUUGGAGAGCUAAAGAAGAAAUUCAAGAGGUUCACAAAGGACGUCCGAGACGAGUACGGGAUCAACCCCGAGACGGGAUGA